This is a messenger RNA of Neltuma alba, 883 nucleotides long. RefSeq names its product thioredoxin O2, mitochondrial-like. The record is from RefSeq and is a predicted model, not a curated record. NCBI's taxonomy places the organism in Eukaryota, Viridiplantae, Streptophyta, Magnoliopsida, Fabales, Fabaceae. The transcript has 7 exons. Bases 34 to 642 code for a protein of 202 amino acids.
UAAAAAUUCCAAAAAUCUGGAAGAGAUUUGGGCAUGCCAACGGAAAUGGCGAGAAAUUUGAUCCACCGAUCCUCCGUUUUUCGCUGGGCAAUAGAGAAUAGAAUUCGCCCCAUCUUUAACCAUGUUCGUUCUGAUUCAGUCGCAACACUGACUCCUGCCUCGACAACUAUAUACCCAUCUGCACCGUCGAAGUACUUCACUAACUCCCCGUUUUCUACCGUCGCCUCCAUCACUCCCCCCCUUCUAUCAGUUCUGCUUUCAUCCUGUAAUGUUCGUCGAUUUGGCUCCGCUUCAGGUGCUUCGAACAUUGUCCUUGUUAAGACAGAGGAAGAGUUUAAUGAUAUCCUUAGCAAAGUACAAGAUCAAUCAUUGCCUGCGAUCUUCUAUUUUACUGCAGUUUGGUGUGGACCAUGCAGGUUCAUUUCUCCCGUUAUUGAGGAGCUCAGUGGAAAAUAUCCUCAUGUGACAACAUAUAAGAUUGACAUUGAUCAGGAAGCAAUUCAAGGCUCGUUGGGCAAAUUAAUGAUUACGUCCGUGCCAACACUCCAUUUCUUUCAGAACGGAAAAAAGGCUGAUGAGCUUAUUGGAGCUGAUGUUGCGCGCUUGAACUAUAUUGUGGAGAAACUCUUCAAGAAGGACUGACCAAGGUUAUUGACGUGAGGAUUAAAUGGCUGAUGGAGUGGUAAAUGAUAAAGCCUACCUAUAUCUUUCUGGUUUUUCACCCAUCCAAUUUGUAAUAGUUGCGGGACCAUUUCCUUAAUUGGUGUUUAUACGUAGUCGCUUUGUUAUGUGUGAAUGGAGAAAAAUAGAGUGAAAGGAAGGUGUUUAAUUUAUAUUUAAACAACAAAAAUGUUUAAAUCAAGCAUUUCCCCAUUAUCUUCUA